Molecule: messenger RNA, 1160 nt
Organism: Melanaphis sacchari
Lineage: Eukaryota; Metazoa; Arthropoda; Insecta; Hemiptera; Aphididae
Product: probable phospholipid hydroperoxide glutathione peroxidase
Exons: 7
Coding region: 562-1152 (196 amino acids)
Biological process (GO): response to oxidative stress
Molecular function (GO): glutathione peroxidase activity
Source: RefSeq, a predicted model, not a curated record
ACCGUAGCUACGACAAUAGUGAGUGUUGUGACAAUCCCCUGUGAAAUGUGAAUAGACUACACCGUACCGUCACAAUAAUAUUAAUUAAUAAUCAACAAUGCGUCGCACAACAUUGUAAUAAAUUAUUAUAUAACCAUUUUCGUAGUAAUUUAUUCAAUCUCGAGUUUUAUCGCGAUUUAGAUUUGUUUUUUUACUAUAGUUACGGCAACCGCGCACACACACCUCUAAUAACCAGCCAUUGGAAGUGAAAACAAAUCCGGCUCGCUAAACCAUUUGGGCUCAAAAAAAUCACUGUGAUAAUAAUAAUAUUAUCUGCUAGUAGUGCUAGUAGUGCAAGUCCAAAACCAAAACUCUGUCGAGCCGGUAAAAGCAACAAAUAAUUUAAAAAUACGUAUCGACGAACGCCGUGACUAGCAGCGCCGUCUACCGGAUAGUACAGUCGGCCGACGGCCGGGCGCAGUAUAGAUAGCAGUCCGCGAAAUACUUCGAUCUUCGGGGCCGGCCGACGACGACGACGACGACGAUCCCGAGCUCGCGGCGCUAUUGCGCUAUCUGGCUAUCAUGAGUCUGUUGUUUCGUCGAUUGUUGCCGUCAACUGUUGUCUUCUCCUCGUCUUUAAUUGUUAGCAAAAAUCUUAGUAGCACAACAAACAAAAUGGCUGAAGAUUGGAAAAAUGCUAAAUCUGUGUAUGAUUUCACAGUAAAGGACAUCAAAGGAGAAGAUGUAUCAUUGGAAAAAUAUAAAGGUUUUGUGUUGAUUAUUGUAAAUGUAGCAUCUAAAUGUGGUUAUACAUCUAAGCAUUACAAAGAAUUAGUUGAACUAGAUGAGAAGUAUCGAGACAAAGGGUUAAGAAUUCUUGGUUUUCCGUGUAAUCAGUUUGGAGCUCAGGAACCUGGUGAUGCUGAAAAUAUUUGUAGCUUUACUGCAAAAAAAAAUGUUAAAUUUGACAUAUUUGAUAAAGUUGAUGUUAAUGGAAAUGACGCACAUCCAUUAUGGAAAUAUUUGAAAUCAAAACAAGGUGGUUUAUUGAUAGAUUCUAUUAAAUGGAAUUUUACUAAAUUCAUUGUUGACAAAAACGGUCAACCAGUUGAGAGGCAUGCUGCCAAUGUUAGCCCUUUGGGCCUGGAAAAGAAUUUGGAAAAAUAUUUCUAAAACCUUUU